CUUCGUAGGGGCUUGUACGAAAAACUUGCUUCGAGUUUAGAUAUCCAACGCCUUCAAUCAAAGCAACUUCAAAUCUCCAUGACCUUUUUCUUCUGUUUCGAUCUAUGACAGUUUUGGAACCCUCCACCGUGCUGAACCUCCCCUCCUUAAUUGACAGGCUGACUGUAAGUGUUCAGACUGCUCCCUCUACUUCGUGCACUGUGGGAAUUUUUACGUAUCCCCCAUUAUCCGGCCACUCCACUCCACCCCACUCCCUCCCAAACCCGUCUCCCAGCCCUCAGCUCCGAUACCGACGUCAUCCCACACACCGCAGAUGUCGUACCACCCCACCUGCACCUCGCAUGUGGGUUCCACAGCAGGCAGUCAUGCCGUGCCACCCGACACGCGUCUCACGUGCGGCUUGGCAGAAGAGGGGUCUAAAAACUUCUUCUUCUUCUGCUGCCGGUUUCGCUUCUGCUUUUCUUCUCUUCGUCGGGAGAAGGAGAGCGAAGUGGACUAGGAAGAUGGAAGAAUGGGUACUGUGGGGUGGUGGAGUGGUGUCUGGGGAUCAAAACCCCUGGACAGUACAAGACACGAUGGAGAAAGGCGAGGGAAGGGGGGCCGGGGGUUUGAAUUGGACGCCUCCACAGUCUCAUGGUGGUGGGUGUGGGUGGGCCUGCAGAAACUACUGCACCCAGCACAUGAUGGGGAGCGGAGGUGGAUCAAAAGGAUGCGGGCAUGGACCUCCUCAUGCGAGGGCGUCUGGAGAUCGUUAACAUAUCGUCGUCCUCCGUAUGGGGGAGUGGUGGAUCAGAAGAGCAGAACAGCUGCGUUGUGGGCCUAGGCUUGCUCAAAUUGGAAUAUCUGAUCACUUGCAUAAUGUGGAGUGGGGAGCGGCGGUGGAUCAAAAGCCCAACUAGGACAAUCUCAUGGGUGGGGUCUGCGGAUCAAGAUCCGAA
Molecule: messenger RNA, 938 nt
Organism: Mytilinidion resinicola
Lineage: Eukaryota; Fungi; Ascomycota; Dothideomycetes; Mytilinidiales; Mytilinidiaceae
Exons: 1
Coding region: 105-755 (216 amino acids)
Source: RefSeq, a predicted model, not a curated record